UGAACUUGUUUAAAAUGAAGUUACUAUCAUUAUUGUUCUCUCUCUUCUACUUCUUACACUCCUAUUCUUAUUAUUCUGCAAAUAUUAACUUUAAAUACUUCAUGUUGGCCGAAACAUGGCCAAAAUCCUUCUGCAAACAAAAGCAGUGUAUCCCAAAUGUACCAUUACAGUUUUCUGUGCAUGGCCUCUGGCCUAAGAACAACACCCCUCCUCACACAUAUAAAUGCACAACAGAUACAAAUAUGGUUGACCUAAACAAUGCUAAGCUUAAAAAAGUGUGGCCGUCUUUAACCGGAAACAACAAGGGAUUUUGGGACCACGAGUGGAACCAGCAUGGCACUUGCUCCACCAUGUUAUCGGUUGAUUACUUUAAUCACGCUAUAAUUCUCUAUGAGAAAAAUAAUAUCAAAGACAUUCUAAAGAUGCCUCUAAACCCAGGUGGAGCGGCGGCUCUCAUACCGGGUGGAACUGCGAAAUCAGCUGAUAUUCAGAAGCAUAUAAAGGUUAUUAUCGGAUUUGAACCACAACUUCAUUGUGAAAAGGGUUCUGCAGAUUUGAUGGAAGUUAGAUUGUGCUUUAAUACUGAUCUAGUAAACCCCUCCUAUAUGAAUUGUCCUUCUCAUUUAGUUUGUCCACCUGACAUAAAUUUACCAUUAUAAGUAAAAAAAUACUAUUAAUAAUGAAUAAAAUAAUACUUAUGGCUUUUGACAAGCAAAUUGUUAUGAUGAAUUGUGUGUUUAGGCUAUUUGCUUGGACAAACAAUUAUUAUAAUUUAGAUGAAAAAGGUUAAGGUGUGAUUUUAUUAUAAGGUAUUACUUUCAAAGUUAUGACUUGUAACGAUGAAUUGUGUGUUU
Molecule: messenger RNA, 854 nt
Organism: Vicia villosa (hairy vetch)
Lineage: Eukaryota; Viridiplantae; Streptophyta; Magnoliopsida; Fabales; Fabaceae
Product: ribonuclease 1-like
Exons: 2
Coding region: 15-659 (214 amino acids)
Biological process (GO): RNA catabolic process
Cellular component (GO): extracellular region
Molecular function (GO): ribonuclease T2 activity; RNA binding
Source: RefSeq, a predicted model, not a curated record